Messenger RNA from Punctularia strigosozonata HHB-11173 SS5, 1054 nucleotides. RefSeq lists its product as uncharacterized. NCBI's taxonomy places the organism in Eukaryota, Fungi, Basidiomycota, Agaricomycetes, Corticiales, Punctulariaceae. The transcript is spliced from 4 exons. The record is from RefSeq and is a predicted model, not a curated record. The coding region runs from base 233 to 655 and encodes 140 amino acids.
CCUGCGUGCCUUGGCCCGCGUCUCAGACAAAGCAACGAGAGUGCGCGUGGACAAGGCUGCUUUAGCCACACCCCUCCGCUAUAAAAGCGCGCUAGGUCCGGAAUGUCAAUGGUAGCCCUCGCUGGAUCACUUCCCCGAGGCAACAUACGCCACGACCUCUCCGAAAUACUAAAGAGCACACCUUCCACGACACACCUUCGACGCGACGCUUGUUCACUUCCUGCCUUCCAAUAUGUUCGCAACUCGUCUCGUACUCGCGUUUCUCGCUCUGUUCGCGUUUGUCAUGGCCACCUUCGCGUCACCAGUCGCGCCCAAUGUUACCGUUGUCGACCUCGACAAGAGGAUAACCCACACGGGCAGGGGUACAUACUUUUACGUCGGUCUGGGCAACUGCGGUUAUACCGACGUGGAUAGUAGUCCCAUCGUCGCCAUCUCGACCGAACGCUAUGGCAGUGGUGGCAAUUGCAACCAGUGGAUCCAUAUUACCAACACUGCUAACGGAAAGACGGCCUACGGCAAGACCCGUGACAGCUGCCCUGGCUGUGGCGAAAAUGAUCUUGACAUGUCCCCCAGCCUUUUCGAGCAACUCGGCUCGCUCGACACUGGUGUGCUCAAGAUCGAGUGGCAUUUCGAGGCCAAGGGCUGGUCUCCAUGAAAACGAAUUUAUACGCUCAAGAAUACAACGUUGGCCCUCUUUCCCUCUCGGAGUAUUGUAUUAUUGGGAGGUGAAGUCUGACCUUGACCGGGUCCUGGCAAGGCUUCACCAUUGUUGUAUCACCAUUACCUUCCCUCGUUGGCUUUCCUGAUGCCGCAUUCAGCCACGGUCUGAUGCAUAGACGCGCUCAGGGUCAGACACCAUCCCACACGACCACCACGCACACGUUUUUUUAUACGGUUUAAUGUACGACCUGCUUGAUGCACGGUACCUAGAUGUAGAUACCGUUUGUCUAUUCUGUAUCAUUCACCACCAAGCGCCUUGCGCUAUCACUUGUGGUUAUCCCCGCACUACCUUUGUCAACAUAGAUAUAAAAGACUCGAAUUGAUUGCUGCAAUU